UCGAGCUGAGCGGAUGGCAGAGAUCGAGAUCGAAAUCGAAAAAAACACAAAACAAAACACAAAACAAAUAAUUAAACAACGAUCUUUACGAAACGUUGCUCAAUCCUGGAGUGUAGUGUAGUUGAUUUUAGCUUUCUUGUAGUGCAUCCUAAUUUGAUUUUGAGUUCGUUUUGAGUUGUUGUUUGUGUGUGUAUUUUGCAUGCAUUUAGUUUUGGUUCUUUGUGCUUGUGCCUCUUUGUCCUUGUUUUGGUUGCCCUUCUCGUCCUCGCUAAAAACACAACAACAACAACAACAACAACAAUGGAGACAAAUUCUCCCACAACAACAACAACAACAGCCAUCGCAGUGGCAGCUUCCACAACAGUUGCGGCAACGAGCACAGCUCCCUCGCCAGCCGGCAAGGCACACAGCUUGGUCACAGGAAGCGGAAGCUCCGGCUGCUCGGCCAGCAACACUCUGCUCCAGUCGCUGCCCCAAUCACUGCUCACCACCACCACCACCAACGCCGCCAGCAACAGCAACAGCAAUAGCAUCGAGCUGCUCAAGCAGGACGAUGUCAACAAUCUGUCCUUGGCCAGCGGCCUCUCCGAGGGACAGCGUUCACUUAAUAACUCACUCACUCUCUCUCUCUCCCCCAUUCUGUCUCCUUUAGUAAUCACCACAUCUCGACCUAGCAACGAGGCGGAGGUGCAGCUGUAUCGAGUGCUGCAGCGUGCCAGCCUUUUGGCCUACUACGACACAUUGCUGGAGAUGGGGGGCGAUGAUGUGCAGCAGCUGUACGAUGCGGGCGAGGAGGAGUUCCUGGAGAUAAUGGCAUUAGUGGGCAUGGCAUCGAAGCCCUUGCAUGUGCGCCGUCUCCAAAAGGCGCUGCACGAAUGGGCCAACAAUCCGAGCUUGUUUCAAGGAGCCAUGCUGCCACAGCUAGGUUUAUGUGACACGCCCACAAAGCCCGCGCCCGCUUUGAUAUUCAACUCAGACUCAACGCCCGCGCUGCCACGCCAUAAAUACGCAUCCUUCCAGCCCACAGCUCCAGUUCCCGCUGCUGCUGCUGCUGCUGCUGCGGCUGCUGCGGCGGCUGCGGCUGCUUCAGUGGCUCCAUCUUCAGUGGCCAAUGCCCAGAUGCUGGCGCAGAUUAGUGCGCCCGUCAUGUGCCCCGCUCUGCCCGUGCUGCAGAGUCCAACUGCGACGCCUCUGGUGGUCAGCAAUGCGGGCAGCUGUGUGGCUGGGGCCAGCACGGCGCACCAGGUGUCGUCCAGCUCGCCGCAGCUGACGCCUGUGCUCACCGAGCUGCAGGUGCAGCGCAUCACGAUGUGCGCCGACAAGAUAGCGCGACAGCUGCCGCAGCGGGAGCCGCGCGCCCAGACCUCCAAGAAGCGCACCACACGCGAGCUGGAGCAGGUGAUUGCCAUGGCGGAGCACGAUCCGAGGCGCAUGGAUGAGAUACGUAAGUAUUCGGCGAUUUAUGGUAGAUUCGAUUGCAAGCGUCGCCCAGAGAAGCCACUGACACUGCACGAGGUCUGCGUGAAUGAGGCGGCGGCGCAGCUCUGUCGCAAUCCCCAGACCAUUUGGCUGCUCACGCGCCGCGACGAGCUCUUCCCACUGGCCCGCCAGAUCGUCAAGGAUGCGGGCUUCGGCCAUUCGGCCAGCAUUGCCCGCUAUGGCGGCCUGCUCACCCAGCUGCCCAACCAGGCGAUGCAGCGUGCGACCAUUGAUCUGGACUGCGAGUCCAGCGAUGCCAUGACUGCCGGCUCGGCAUCUGCAGCUGCCGCUGCAUCAGCCUCCGCUGGCGGCGCUGUGCUGCCCAGCGUCAAGCGGCAGCGCCUUUCCUCCACAGAGGCGGCUCAGCUGCCCAGCGGCGAUCUGAAUCGGGAAGCUGUGGAGGAUUCGCGCUACAAUCUGUUUGCGAUGUAUCAAAAGUUUGCCAAGCCGCCGUUCGAUUUAACGGAAAUCGCCAAAUUCUCAUUGGGCAAAUCGGCGGACUUUGAGGACAACGAUUCGCGCUUCUCCUUCAGCAACUCCAGCUCGCCGCCCCUGCCAGGCAAUGGUCUGGAAAGUGAACGAUCGCCCGUCUCCUCGCUGGACGCGUGCUGCCCAAAGCCGAGCGAGAACCUCAGCCUGGGCGAAACUGUGGAUCUAACAGCAGCCGGAGUCCAGGUCAUCUCGGCGGCGGGUGACAAUAUCAUUGCCGUGGCCAAUCCCGCCCUGGCACUCAGCCCCACACUGAACGAGGUGCUCAAGCGGAAUGUGGCCUCACCCGAGAUUUAGGAAUCUGCAGCUACACAUAGACAUAUGUUUAAUAGUAAAUUAGGAAUAAUUUCUGUGCAAUUUAAUUAAAUUAAACUUGUUAGACCUAAGUCCUCAUAAUUAAGUCAAUAACUAGCUUGUAUAUCCUGUGAUCUAAACUAUUCUGUAAUAAACAUAGACGAGAAAGCUUAAGUCGCGCACAACCGACUGGAAGACACCCGGUACUGAGCUUC
This is a messenger RNA of Drosophila navojoa, 2477 nucleotides long. It is a transcript of the gene nab, whose product is annotated as NGFI-A-binding protein homolog. Gene Ontology annotation, cellular component: nucleus. The record is from RefSeq and is a predicted model, not a curated record. Lineage: Eukaryota; Metazoa; Arthropoda; Insecta; Diptera; Drosophilidae. Gene Ontology annotation, biological process: negative regulation of DNA-templated transcription. Gene Ontology annotation, molecular function: transcription coregulator activity; transcription factor binding.